CAAUAGUUAUGCUCCAAUAAGCUUUUGCUUUGCCUUUAUAAUCUUUGUAUGAUAUAUUGAACGUUUCCGCACCUCUUUCUCACUUUCUUCCUUUAUAAAUCCUUCACAUUUCUUCUCCUUAUCUCAUAAGUAUGUAACCAAACCUUCAAAACAACAUUACAUAUCUCUCUCCCUCUAAAACUGAUGGAUCAAAACGUACCAAUAAGCAAGAAGCUAUGGAACAUCGUACGUUUUCUCUUGUACAUGAUCCGCAAAGGCGUCUCAAAACACAAAUUCAUUGCCGACUUCAACGCCACUCUCAAACGCGGCAAGAAUCUCAUGUUCCACAAACGUCGCCGCGUCCCCGCUGACUCCACUUCCUCAAACGCUCUAAACGCUGCUUCAUCCGCCGCAGGAGCUGCGUCUCUACGACUAGAAUACGAGUAUAGUUGUAGCAAUACUCCAAACUACUCUUUCCCUUUUUACAAUAUUUCUUUCAUGAAGAAAAAAAGUCACAACAAUAGUCUCUUCGCGUGUGGUCAAACGCCUCAGACGCUUGACGACGAUGCAGCCGCCGCUAGAGCAGUUCUUGAGCUUAUUAACGGCGUUUGCGACGGAGGAAACGUUACACCGACGGCUUACUCAGCGGCUUUGUCUCCUUACUUUCCGGGGUUUGGACGGACUCCACUGGUAAGGCCGUUAAGAGUAACGGACUCACCGUUUCCGUUGACCCCAGCAAAUGAUGACGUGGCAAAAAGACAAGUAGACCAAGAGGCUGAUGAUUUCAUAAAGAAGUUUUACAAGAACUUGAAUCAGCAGAAAAAGAUGAUAGAGUUCAGCUAAGUAUUUGAUCAUUGUGUUUCUUCAUAUAUUUGUUCACUCUGUUUUUCUUUUUUUUUCUUGUCUCCUUUUGUUGAUUCUAUUGCAAAUAUGUAAUGAUGUUUUUGGAGAUUUUUAUUGAGGAAAAACCAAAAUAGCA
Molecule: messenger RNA, 958 nt
Organism: Raphanus sativus (radish)
Lineage: Eukaryota; Viridiplantae; Streptophyta; Magnoliopsida; Brassicales; Brassicaceae
Exons: 1
Coding region: 184-822 (212 amino acids)
Source: RefSeq, a predicted model, not a curated record